Molecule: messenger RNA, 1173 nt
Organism: Dissoconium aciculare CBS 342.82
Lineage: Eukaryota; Fungi; Ascomycota; Dothideomycetes; Mycosphaerellales; Dissoconiaceae
Product: PALP-domain-containing protein
Exons: 2
Coding region: 1-1173 (390 amino acids)
Cellular component (GO): cytoplasm
Molecular function (GO): cysteine synthase activity
Source: RefSeq, a predicted model, not a curated record
AUGUCUUCGCGGACAUUCUUAGUGCGGACCGCAUCGCGCGCAACGACAACGACACGCUUCACGCCGAUCAGAACUUUUGCGUCCGCCAUCUCCGUCCCCAAAAUCGACGCCAUGCACCCCGGUAGCAUUGAAAUCUCAAAGGCGCAACAGGUCGCGACCAACGGCCUUGUCUCUGCGAUCGGAAACACCCCGCUCAUCAAGCUCAAGACGCUUUCGCAACAGACCGGCUGCGAUAUCCUCGGAAAGGCGGAAUUCCAGAACCCAGGUGGAUCCGUCAAGGAUCGCGCUGCGCUAUUCGUCGUCGAAGAUGCUGAGCGCAAAGGUCUUAUCAAACCGGGCGGGACGGUGGUCGAGGGAACAGCAGGCAACACCGGCAUCGGCCUCGCGCACGUGUGCAGGAGCAAAGGAUACAAACUCGUCAUCUACAUGCCCAACACUCAAUCACAAGGCAAAAUCGACCUCCUCCGUCUCCUCGGUGCAGAGGUCUACCCCGUUCCGGCUGUAGCGUUCGACAACCCCGAAAACUACAACCACCAAGCCAAACGUCACGCCGAACGCCUCGACAACGCCGUCUGGACGAACCAAUUCGACAACACCGCCAACCGCCAAGCCCACAUCGAAACCACCGGCCCAGAGAUCUGGCAUCAAACCGGCGGCAAGAUCGAUGCGUUUACCUGCGCCUCCGGCACCGCCGGCACCAUCGCCGGCGUGACCCGCUACCUCAAGACUAUCUCGGACGGCAAAGUCCAAUGCUACCUCGCCGACCCGCCCGGCAGUGUCCUCUACACAUACAUCACAUCCAAGGGCAAACUGAUCGAGCGAAGCGGAUCCAGUAUCACCGAGGGUAUCGGCCAAGGCCGAGUGACGGACAACCUCGCGCCGGACAUCGACCUACUGGACGGCGCGCUGCACGUACCAGAUGAGAAGAGCAUUGAGAUGGUCUACAGGUGUCUCGAUGAGGAAGGAUUGUAUCUCGGCGCUUCGUCAUGCUUGAACGUUGCGGCGGCGGCACAACUAGCGGAGAAACUGGGCCCGGGACACACGAUUGUGACGAUUUUGUGUGAUGGCGCGUAUAGGUAUGCGGAUCGGCUGUUUAGCAGGAAGUGGUUGGAGAGCAAGAAGCUUUUGGGAGCGGUGCCUGAGCAUCUACAUCGUUAUAUCGUGCUUGAGUAA